Messenger RNA from Ciona intestinalis (vase tunicate), 1733 nucleotides. The record is from RefSeq and is a predicted model, not a curated record. NCBI's taxonomy places the organism in Eukaryota, Metazoa, Chordata, Ascidiacea, Phlebobranchia, Cionidae.
UGCAGAUAACCAUUAGUAAAAUGGAAGGUUGUUUAAAUACUGAAAAGGAUGUUGAUAAAUUAAUAGCAAAGUUUGAAAGCUACAAAAAGCAAACUCAUCAAACUUUUGAACAAUUGACUCAACACAUUGAAAAGUUACAAAAUGAGCUGAAUGUGCAAGAUGCCUCAACUGGACUCUCAGCUUCCCAUCGACAACUUGUUACUCAAACAAAUAAAAAGUUAAAGUCAGUUGGUCAAAAAAUUUCUGGUCAACAUAAGGAUCUUCAUAGCAGUGUUUCUCGUAUCGGUAAAACCAUUGACCGGAAUUUUGAUGCUGAAUGUGGUUCGAUAAAUAUGCAUGAAAUUUUGGCAGACCAUACACACCACUCACUAUUUAACCGUGCCAUAUGUGAACAUUUUUACAGACAAGGUUCUGUAUCAGUUGCUGAAAGCAUUGCAACCGAUGGUAAUUUAGAGAUUGAUGAUAAAUGGAGGUUUCCUUUUAUUGAAAUGAAUGAGAUUUUAGAAAAUUUACAGAACAGAGUAGUUGACCCUGCGCUUAUGUGGAGCAUACGGAAUAAAGUGCAGUUACAAAAAGAAAAGAGCAACCUUGAAUUUAAACUUCAUAGGUUAAAGUUUAUUGAAUUAAUUAAGUUGGGUCCUUCCCAUCAACAUUUAGCUGUAGCUUAUGCCAAAAAGUUCCAACAAUUUGCCCCUGUGCAGUGCCAAGAAAUUCAACAACUAAUGGGAUGUUUCUUGUAUGUAAAGCGUGGGCUAACAGAGUCACCCUAUUGUGAUCUGCUAUCCGAAAAAAUGUGGAAUGACAUUUGUUCUGACUUUUUACGUGAUGCAUGUCGGGUUACUGGUCUUUCUGUUAAUAGUCCAUUAAUAUCAAGUUUUUCCGCCGGAUGUCAAGCGCUUCCUGCUCUUCUUGCAAUAAAAUCUGUCAUUGAACAAAGACAGUGCUCCGGUGCUUUGUCGAAUAAUGAUGAACUGCCCAUUGAUAUAGAUCUUGAUUCUUGUCAGCAUUAUCAUUCAGUUUUCGCAUGUCCUAUUUUAAGACAACAAACCACAGUAAAAAACCCACCCCUACGUUUAGUGUGUGGUCAUGUUAUAUCAAGAGAUGCUCUUACUAAGUUGGUUUCUGGGUCAAAAGUAAAAUGUCCUUAUUGUCCUGUUGAACAAUCACCCAAUGAUGCGAAAGAAUUGCAUUUUUAGAUAAGACAAUAUAUUUAUAGGCUGUAUAUAUAUAUAUAUAUGAUGACUUUUAAUUUUUUACAUUUGGUACACAACAAUUACCACACAACAGUUUUCUUAUUUGUAGACUACCUUGUUCCAUGCAAAAUGAAUUCUUUGAAAGCUUUAAUCCAAUGUUUAUUUUCUAAAAAUAUAUGUUUGUACUGUAUUAGUUGUAACCAAUAAUUAUCUGUGAAUGGCAUAAAGCAUAUGUUCAUGCCUAUUCAAUCUGCAAACAAUGACAGGCUUUUGUCGAAUAAUGGUUGAUCGGGAAACAUAACUUCUUAAUCUGCUUAGUUGUAACUUGUACUUCAUCUCAUAUCAAGGGAAUGUAGUGUUGUUAAACAGGACAAGACUUAUGGUUACUCCCUUUUAUUUUGACCUAAAAUGCAGAUCAUAAUUAUGUAACUUUAAUUGCUUAUAACUGUACAGCAAUCUUUUUUCUGCCCUUCAGAAACCAAAUUUCAUUUAAUAGUUUGUUUUCAAUUAAUAGCAGAGUCAAGUAAUAAUAUUUUUAGG